GCUAAGGUCUUCCGGGAGCCCAGACCGAGCCCGCUGGCGUGUUUAAUCGGAGCCAGACAACAAAAAAGUUGGUUUUGAGUGCUGCUGAUGCUGCGUUUCGCUUCGGAAACCGUCGGGACGUGUGUGUCAGUGUUCGGCUGCUAAAGCCGCCACACAUGUCAAUUAUCUUCGCUGUCUGGUAGCUUCUUCGGCUAUCAUCCUGAGAAAUGAGCCGGCAGGCUAACUGCUAAGCCAUCGGCGGUCCGUUGCUGACACUGUGCAGUUGUUGCCAUCAUCCACGGAUCCACGCUGACUCUCCCUUUCAGUUUCUGCUCAGCAUCCAUAUUUGCAUCCCAGGGAGUGGCAACCACUAAUCCCCCUUUUCCUGGUAAGAAAAUUGAAAGUUGGCCGGUUGUCGGACACCCCCUCGGACGCCCUCAUUUCGCACAGAAAGCUAAACAUGGAGAGCGACAGCCACCACUCCCACAUCUAGUGCCUGAUCCACAAGCCUUCAUCACCCAGGGAGGAGCGCUCAGGUCCUGGCUGUCUCCCCGCUACUCUAGAAUGAAUAUGCUCAAGUCCAGUGGCCUGAAAAUCCCUGGCCGGGGGCCCAAGCAUUCCAGCCCAGUGGGAAGGACCUCAGCGGGAGGAACUUCCAGCCCUGUCGUCCCUAAAGACAACUGUCCCCUCAAGCCCACCACACCAACUAAAAUCUCUGAAGAGGGUGACGAUGUUUUGGGGGAUUACACAGUGGGUGAACAGGUCUGGGUCAACGGCGUCAAACCAGGAGUUAUCGCCUACCUGGGGGAGACCCAGUUUGCUCCGGGACAGUGGGCAGGCGUGAUACUGAAUGACCUAGUUGGCAAAAAUGACGGUUCAGUGGGUGGAGUGCGCUACUUUGAGUGCCAGCCCCUCCAGGGCAUCUUCACGCGACCCUCGAAGCUCACCCGACAGCCGGUCGGAGAGGGAAGCGACAGCCACUCCACCGACUCCAUCUCUGCCCAGAAUCAGACUCAGCAGGGCAGCGGCGCCCCCCCCGGCCAGCGGGUGGUGGUGCCGCUCAGAGAGGGCCUGCUCAACAGCGCCGUGAAAACGGGCAACGAGUCGGGGUCCAACAUGUCUGACAGCGGUUCGGUUAAGAAAGGUGGCGAUAAGGAUCUUCGAGUUGGAGAUCGAGUUUUGGUUGGAGGCUCUAAGAUGGGAGUCAUACGCUACAUGGGAGAGACAGACUUCGCUAAGGGUGAAUGGUGUGGGGUUGAGCUGGAUGAGCCCCUGGGGAAGAAUGAUGGUGCAGUGGCUGGUACAAGAUACUUUCAGUGUCUUCCCAAGUUUGGCCUCUUUGCUCCGAUCCACAAGGUGAUCCGCAUCGGCUUCCCCUCCACCAGCCCGGCCAAGGCCAAGAAGAGCAAGCGGGUGGCCAUGGGGGUGUCCUCUCUGGCCCACAGCCCCAGCAGCUCCUCCAUCAGUUCAGUCAGCUCGGUGGCCUCCUCCGUGGGUGGACGACCGAGCCGAGCUGGACUGCUGACGGAGACGUCGUCACGCUACGCCCGUAAGAUCUCCGGCACCACCGCGCUCCAGGAGGCCCUGAAGGAGAAGCAGCAGCACAUCGAGCAGCUGCUGGUCGAGAGGGACCUGGAGCGGGCCGAGAUGGCCAAGGCCACCAGCCACAUCUGCGAGGUGGAGAAGGAGCUGAGCAUCCUCAAGACGCAGCACGUGCAGUAUGUAACAGAGAAUGAGAGCGCCCUCCAACAGGUCAAAGCCCUGCUGGCCAGCACACAGAAGGAUAAACUGGAACUGGCCAAUCAGCUUGAAGAGGAGAAAAGGAAAGUGGAGGACCUCCAGUUCAGAGUGGAGGAGGAAUCCAUCACCAAAGGAGACCUGGAGGGAAGAUGCACUCAUGAUGCAGCAUCCUUGAGGUUGGGUAAGAGAACCAAGCAAACCACAGUUGAGGAGAAGAGUCGCAUCAUGCAGCUAGAGGAGGAGCUCAGCCUCCGGAGAGCCGAUAUCGAGAACCUCCAGGCUAAGCUCAGAGGAUCUGACACGAGCUCGCAGCAAGCCGACGUCGGCGAGGCUGCUCCGGGGUCCAGCGCCCAGCCGGAGACCCUCCCCCUGCGCGAGCACUACAAGGAGAGCAGCGAGCAGAAAGAGAGGUACGAGACGGCGUUAGCAGCGAGCCAGCAGGAGGUAGACUCGCUGAAGGUGGUGGUGGAUAAUAAGAACCAGGAGAUCAGUGAGAUGAAGCAGAAGCUCCAACAGGCCACCAAGGAAAACAUGGAAAUGAUGGACAGCUGGAAGGCUAAAUUUGACACUUUAGUGAGUGACCACCAGCGUUCCCUGGAGGAGCUGAAGGCCACAUUGAGCAGUGCUCAUGCAGCUCCAGCCGGCCAGGAGCAGGACGCCCAGGAGCUGAGAGCCUCUCUGGAGGGCCUGAAGAUGGAGCACCAGCUGGAGAUGGAGAAUCUCAAGGCCAAACAUAAGAUCGAAGCCGCCAUUCUAACCAAGGAACGUGAAGACCUGUGCUCUCGUCUUCAGGAGGCCAAAGACCAGCUGGCUGAUGGCAACCAGGCCUGGAGGACUGAGGUAGAGGCUAAGAGCAGCAAGCAGGCCCUGGAGGAGGCCGCUGAUAAGCUACAGAAGGCGGAGCAGAGGCUGGUAGAGAUGGAGAAGCGUCAGAUGGAGCAGGACAAAAGCACAGGGGAGCUGCGAGAGAGACUGGAGCUGUCAGAGAAGAAGAUGACCGACUACCAGGCCCUGCAGAAGGCCCAGGCGGAGAGCCAAGAGGAGAUCCAGAAACUGGAAGAGAAGCUGAGGGUGACAGCGAACCAGCUCCAGGCCAUCCAGGCAGACCGCUACACGUCCCACGAUGCAAAUGUGAUAGAGGAUAAUGAAAUUUCAGAAGAGAAGAUGAAGCUAAAGCAGAAUAUUGAAGAAACAAUGGAGAAGUUGUUGAAAAGGGAAAAGGAGGUCUCGACUCUCACGUCCCAGGUCGAAGCCCUCAAAUCCCAGAUGGGAGCACUGGAGGGCAAAGUUCGCUCAGGGGAAAAGAAAGCCGAGGCCCUGGCCAAGGAGAAGAUGCGUGUGGAGGCAGAGCUGGAGUCCAUGACCAAGAAGUCCCACGAUGCCUCUGGGCAGCUGGUCCACAUCAGCCAGGAGCUGCUGAAGAAAGAGAGGAGUCUGAAUGAGCUGAGGGUGUUGCUCCUGGAGUCACAUCGCCAUUCACGGGACAUGGAGAAAGACCUGAACCGGGAAGUGCACAAGGCCGAGUGGAAGGUGAAGGAGCAGAAACUUCAGGAUGACAUCAAGACCCUGCGCGAAAAACUGCUUCUACUGGGUCGGGAACGGUCCUCACCUGACCACCGGCGGUACUCCAUGCUGGACCCCUCCGCCCUGGACUCAGAGGUGAGCCGCCUCCGCCAGCGGCUGCUCAGCACUGAGGACGCCCUGAGGAACGCCUUGGAACACAACCAGCAGGUCGACCAGCUGGUCCAGGCCAUGCGCAGGCGUCCAGAUAAAAGCCCGGCGCAUGGUGCAAAUUCAGCCAAUGGAAUUCAUCAUCAGGAGUCAGACAGUCCUCAAGAUGUUGGAACAACACUGAUAUGAGCAGAAGAGAUAAGACUGAACUGGCGACGUGCAGAGGUACUUCUUAAAGAAAAGCUCGUCCGACAUUUCUCCUGAUCCUGCGACGGACGCCUGAAGAACAUUUCAGUUUACAGUUAAUACCAAAACAGCGAAUCUCUAUCUUGAGUGAAUUUAUGUGUUUGUUGCAGAAAGCACCUAUUAGCCAAUCAUGAAGACCGCUUAAAGUACUAUAAAAUAUAAGCAGGAAACGGGACACGGACACGAAGAGAUAUUAUCGGUACAGCUCCUGAGAACAUACAGUACGGCAACUUUUUGAUGCUUUACAUUAGUUAGAAAGCUUGAACCUGCAAGUUGCCGGGAACUCUGUGACAAUUCUGAAUUUUGAUCCGGAAGGCAAAAGGGCUGAUGGACAAUAUGCGAAGAAGUGAAGAACUGGGUCUCAGUUGCUUUCUUUGUUUUAUUUAUUACUUUCACUUUGCUCCUCAGCUUUGUAAUAAUCCUCUAUGGAUGAGCUGUCUUGGCCAGUGAUACUCAGAGCAACUCUUCAAGGAUGACACUGACUAUUUUUUUUAGGGAUUUGGCUCAUUUGUCACCUUAAUUGCUACCUGAUGAGAGAAUUGGAGUACACUCACUCACUCUACAGUUAGCUCUGAGCAGUGCUCACGCCCCUGCUUCGGUGUACAAUAUGAUGAGUAAUUGCGGGUGACUGGCGUUAUUGGAAGUAUUAAAAAGGAUCUUUAACGUAAUACUCACAAAUCUGUCUUUUUAAUAUAAAACACUAACACAGGCUUGCAAAGUAGCUGUAAAAAGGUUUUUGCUUCAUUCUUCUUGGUUGUGAUUGUGUUGAAUCCAUUUGUGUUAUAAUUAAUUCCAAUGGUGGCCAGUUUUUAGGUUGGAAAAUUUUUAAACCGUCCACAAAACUUUCUAAACCACCUCCCACAACGUAAUUAUUUCUCUUCUCUCCAUCCAUGUGCUGAGUCUGUUCAAACACUAAAAUACAGCAACAUACACUGCUUCUGUUUCAAACCUCUGUUGAUACUGAAAAAGACAGAGUUAAGCAGGCCAAAUUUCUUUGUUUGGUCUUUAUCAUUUGUGAAAUCAGUUGCGAAACCCUGCGCUUUCUGACUGUCAUCAUGAUCAAGUUACAGUACUCCUGAAGUAUCCUAAAUACACAUUUUUUACUCAUUUCAAGGUUGGAUUUGAGUCGUUAUAUCCAUAAUCUCUAAAAUUUGCAUUCAAAUGUACGUUAAGUCACUGUCUAUCACCACAUGAGGUAACACAAUGAUGACUGAGCCUGUGGCCCACUAAUUAAAGUAUUGCAGUAUUUAUGUAUUUGCAGUAUUGCAAACUGGGUGUCUGUGGCGACAUUCCCAGAAAAAAAAGCUGUGUUAAGUUUCUGCUAAUGCAAACCGAACAUUUCCUGUUGCUGCAGCUUCACAUUAAAAGCAUUUGACUGGUGAAAUACGAGUUGAUUAUUAUUAUGAAGCAGUCACAGGAAAUGCAAAUCAGCUCGGACUCACAUCUUCACGAUUGCCACUUUAAGUUAUACACUGUAGAGUCGUUCUGAGGCUCAGUGUUAGUGGCACCGGCCAUCAGCAUCUUGGCAGUGCCUGACUCCACCAAACUCACGGCUAAUCCAAAAAUGGGAGGUGGAGCGUGGGUGGAGCUGAGGCUAGUGGCUAGCUGUCACUUAACGUGGCCAUGCCCAUAAUUAUGCAUAACGUUAAGCCUUAAUAUAACUUCGAUGACCACACAGUCGUCAUGAAUGGGGCAAUUGGCUACAGAGACCAAAAGCGUUUUUUGUACCGGGCUCUAAACAUGUUUAUUUCUGCUGUACAGUUGGGCACUUUAAUAUGGCGGUCUAUGGGGAUUGACUUGCUUUUGCAGCCAGCCUCAAGUGGCCAUUGGAGGAACUGCAGUUUUGGGCACUUCCAUGUUGGCGUCAUUUUUCAGCCCCUGUUGACGCUCGCUUUAAGUAAACAAUCUACAAAGUGUUAAUGUAAGAAAAAAAGAUGGAGAAGGUGGAGGCACAACACAGAGUAGUCUGUUAUUCCCUCUGGAUAAUUUCCAUUUAUCAAAGAAAACAUUCCAGGAAUCGUGCGUUUUGUUUCCUUUGUGUAUAUGUUCUACAUAUUUAACCCUUAGUAAACUUAACUGUUAACACAAUCUAAAUCAUCAGCACUGUUUCCAUGGUCCCCUUCAGUCUAAUCAGGCUAAACCAUCAUGAGAAGCAUUGUAGAAUAGCCAUUAAUCUGUUGGAUUACAACAAAUCAGACAGUUAUUUCUGCACCAGUGACAAAGCAACUGCUUAGCAUAUUGUUUUCUAAAUCAUCCACUAGGAGAUCUGUUACAAGAGUGACACGGAUGAUUUCAACCACCAAUCCUCUCUUCAGGUGUUGGGUAAGGGGGCUAUUGGGCCAGUCUCCUAAACGGUAGUCCCUUUUAACCAUUGCACAUCAGUGGACUCCCUUCUUGGACUCAAGGUUAAUGUUAACCUGGCAGGCCUGCUGAAUUCUGCUCUGAGCUAUGUUACGUUUAUGGGAUGAAUAUAGUGAAUUAUUGACUGACCUAGCACCAACACACCUCUUACUCUGUCAGUACUCGUCAUUUAUUUACUGUGGACUAUGUAUCAGUGCAGACUCCAUCCAUACAGUAGUAUUAAUUAAUUACAUAAGGUACAACAUAGCAGCCCGAUUUGAUGCCCAUUUGGAUGCUGUAUCGAGAUGUCCUCGAUUGCUUUACUGACCUUUGUUCAGUACUGAAGGGCUGUCACAGGAGCUAAAACCCAAACAUUGGAUGUAAGAUGUUACACUUGCCCAAGAUGAAAACAUCUGGAUUUAAUUUGCAAAGUGUUAUCAACACGUAUAGAAUUUAUAAUGUAAGUCUUCCAAAUAUUGUUUAAUCCAUUUGUCAACUAAACUCGGAGAUCCUCUUUGCAGUUGGUUAUAAGUUGCUUUUGCUUUAGAGGAGAAAUUUCUCAGAGGUGAGUGGUGUGGAAAUGUUGGGGUCGUGUCUCCUGAGCAAAACAUGGAAGACAUGCACUGGUCAUCUUAGAUAAACCGAAAUUUUCCAGUGGUUAUUGUACAUGGAUUUUUCAGCUGGAGGGCUCGUACCCUUUGGAUUAUUGCUGCAAUGGUUUCGGA
This is a messenger RNA of Chelmon rostratus (copperband butterflyfish), 6701 nucleotides long. It is a transcript of the gene clip2, whose product is annotated as CAP-GLY domain containing linker protein 2. Gene Ontology annotation, cellular component: cytoplasm; nucleus; microtubule plus-end. The coding region runs from base 544 to 3579 and encodes 1011 amino acids. The transcript is spliced from 18 exons. Gene Ontology annotation, biological process: cytoplasmic microtubule organization. The record is from RefSeq and is a predicted model, not a curated record. NCBI's taxonomy places the organism in Eukaryota, Metazoa, Chordata, Actinopteri, Chaetodontiformes, Chaetodontidae. Gene Ontology annotation, molecular function: microtubule plus-end binding.